AUGCAUUUUUCACUCAUCAUUCCGCUCCUAGUCCUGUUCGUCGUAGUCAUGACUCAAGGCCCCACAGAAGCUCCUCGUGUUCUCCUCGGGCCCGUCUUCCAGGCUCCUCGCGGACUUGACACAAACAUUGGCUUCCUCUCAGCAAGCUCCCAGCUUUCGAGGCAUCUCGAAGACGUUUUGAGUAGUGGUGCAAGUCCAUUCGGUUCCUUCACCCGAGAUGCAACAUCAGUCUCCAUCUCCAUGGUUAGCGCAGCUCAAGAAAGCCCACUCUUCGAGUUCCAGUAUACGUCAUCUUUGCUGAACGUCACUGCAAACGGCACAAGGAAGGUGUCUGGUGACAGCAUCUUUCGCAUCGGGAGCAUAUCCAAGCUUUUGACUGUGUACGCUCUGCUCUUAAAGAGCGGGUUGGUACAUUGGGAACGUCCUGUCACGGAUUACAUUCCUGAACUGCGUCACAAUACUGGACAGCCUCGCGACAAGGACGGGAUAAACCGUGUACAGUGGGAAGAGGUCACUGUUGGAUCGCUCGCCAGCCAUAUGUCUGGCAUCGGACGGGAUUACAGCAGCUCGGAUCUCUCAACCUUUCCGCUUCCGUGGACUGAGCUCGGCCUUCCGCAACUGGCGGCGGCAGACAUACCGGCUUGCGGUGGAGAUAAAGUGCAGCCUCCAUGCACGAGAAAGGAGUACUUUCAAGGGUUCCUCAAGCGCCACCCGGUUUUUUCCCCACAGUCAACUCCAAUCUACUCCAACACGGCGUUCCGACUUUUGAGCUAUGUCCUUGAAACCACAGCGGGCGACAGCUUCGAAAACAUCAUGGAGAGAGAUGUGUUUCAGGACCUUGGAAUGACGCAUACAAGUGUCCGAAAGCCGCAAGAUGACUCUCUAGGCGUCAUUCCUGAGGGCGACAGUAUGUGGGCUUUCGACGAUGGUGAUGAAGCGCCAAGCGGUGGUAUCUAUUCCACCUCAUCGGACUUAACAAAGCUAGCUCGCAGUAUCCUAAGCAACACUCGACUGUCACCUUCGGUGACUCGACGCUGGCUUAAGCCACUGGCCCACACGUCAGCCUUGACGCUCUCCAUCGGAGCACCCUGGGAGAUCUGGCGCACGAAAGGCAACACCACAAUUGAGUUGUACACAAAAGCCGGCGGCAUUGGUCUCUACAGCUCACUUCUUAUCCUGAUUCCAGAUUUUGACAUCGCUAUUGCGAUCAUGACCGCUGGCCCCAAUGGUAGUGUUGUUAACUCUGUUGCCGAGAUAGUCAUGCAAAUAUUUAUUCCUGUCUUGAAACAAGCGGCUCGAGAUGAAGCGGCGGCAAACUUUGCGGGUCACUAUGUCUCGAAUUCUGGGACCGAUUCUUCUGUCGUACUUGGCGUGCGUAACGGUCCAGGACUGGUCAUCGAGAAAUGGCUGAGCAACGGAUCCGAUCUCUUGGCGACAGCUCAAGCGUACUCCCAGGCCACCAAUUCAGGUAUAAUUGGGUCGGUAAGGCUUUACCCGACAACUUUAGUUCAAGAGUCGGGCGCUGGGAAGCGUGUGGCGUACAGAGCCAUAUUUGACACCGUAAAGGAGGCAGAAACAGCCGACAGGGUGUUCGAGGAGAGCCUCAAUGCGUGGGCGAAGGUUGAUCAGACGAUGUAUGGGCGGGUGGGCGUAGACGAAUUUGUUUUUGAUCUCGAUGCAAGUGGCGUGGCGAUUUGUGUUGAGCCGCAGUUCCUGGGGAUCAGAUUAACAAAGGUACUAUGA
Molecule: messenger RNA, 1743 nt
Organism: Coniosporium apollinis CBS 100218
Lineage: Eukaryota; Fungi; Ascomycota; Dothideomycetes
Exons: 4
Coding region: 1-1743 (580 amino acids)
Source: RefSeq, a predicted model, not a curated record